Messenger RNA from Aspergillus candidus, 1164 nucleotides. Its product is annotated as cytochrome P450. Bases 1 to 1164 code for a protein of 387 amino acids. Gene Ontology annotation, molecular function: oxidoreductase activity, acting on paired donors, with incorporation or reduction of molecular oxygen; heme binding; iron ion binding. The record is from RefSeq and is a predicted model, not a curated record. NCBI's taxonomy places the organism in Eukaryota, Fungi, Ascomycota, Eurotiomycetes, Eurotiales, Aspergillaceae. The transcript is spliced from 6 exons.
AUGAAUCUGGGCGACUAUUUUGGGCGUCUUCUUGGUCAAUGCCUGGGCCUUCAGGGAGGGCAGAAAUGGGCCGUGAUGCGCGCCCACUUCGAGCCCGAAUUCUCCCAUCUGGCAAGCGUGAACAUGGCAGAUAAAUUUGCGAUGGAGAUCGAGAGGUGGGCCCUUGAGCUGUCAAGGAACCGUGGCAUCCAUCAACAAGAGGCCACUCUGGAGUCAUUUCGUCGGAACCCCACUGAAGCUUGCCGGUAUCUGCCUUUCCGCUUGACGGGGUUGACAGUCUAUGGAGACGCGCUCGACACGGAGACGUACCAAGAUCUUGUGCAUUUGAAUGAUCUCCAUGAACAGGUGAUGCUUGACGCUUUCUUCGGCAGAUUCACCAUCUCGAAAACCUUCAAUAUGCUUCCCACACCGUCAAGACGUCGUCUGGACACAUUCAAAGCAAAAUGGAGAAAGCUGAACCUCGACAUAGUUGCGAAAGCAAGAACGAAGAAGCUUCACUGCCCGGCCGAGCGCAUUUACAGAGGUGUUGAAUCUGGAAAGAUGUCAAAUGUUGAGUUUCUAGAAACAAUGGACGAGCUGUUGUUCACAAACAUCGAUGUGACCUCGACAGUCAUUGCAUUUCUCCUCAUCAACAUCGCAGCCAAUCAAUCCUUCCAGUCAUCCCUGAGGGAGGAGAUUGCCGCAAAGCAAAGCCAACCGUCCUAUAAUCUGAGCGAUUACGUGUUGGAGAAGGACACCCUUCUUCAUUAUGCCGCAAUGGAAUCUGUUCGUAUGAGUCCAGCUCUAUGGUUUUCCCUGCCCGAAAAGACAGCAGCCGAAAAGAUCAUUGGAGGCUAUCGAAUCCCCGCCCAGACGCCCGCGGUUAUCGACUGGAAACGCCUCAACACCACCCCGGCCAUCUGGGGCUCCGACGGGGAAUGCUUUCGGCCCGAGCGGUUUGCAGACAUCUCGCCCAUGGCAUACCGAUACGGCCUGUUGCGCUUCGGGAUCGGCCGCGGGCGUUGUCUCGGGAAGAACAUUGCUGACAUGAUGCUCAAGAUGGUGACCGUAGCCAUCGUGCAGCGGUAUCUCAUGAAUCCUGCUGGUAAAGAGAAGAGCACCAGACAGGACCGGUUCACGGUGACAUCGGAGGAGGAGAUUGAGUUUACGCCGAUACCUACCUAA